CUCCAAUAAUUCUUGACCUCCCCACCCAAACCAUAGCUUUUUCCAGUUGCCACUUUAAUAAUCAGAGAAUGAAUGGUUGAGAUGACCAAUUGGGCAGUCUUCUUCCCUUGCACUUAUCUGCAAGUAUCCCCCCUCAGAAAUCACCAAGUCGUCUGUCUUAAGGGGCGAAAAAUAGAAAGAAAUUAAGGUAAACAUAUUCAAGAUUUCUAAGGUAUCUCUAGUUUCUAGUGCUUUUAUUCAAGAUGUUCUCAUUUUUUUCCUGUCAUUGUGCCAUAUCUUUGUUUUAUAAACAUUCAUGUAAGACCAACCUUUUCUCCCAGCUUUUUCAUGUGCACUACUGAUCUUUCAACUCAUGUAGCAAUCAAAUUAUUAUUGACACGAAUAAAGUCAAGACCUUUAUCUUUCUUAUCUUCUCUGCUCCUCACUUUCCGAUUUUUUUUCUCCACUGUAAUAACCUAUGCUUUCCCAAUACUCAAUAAUAAAAUAAAGUAUGGUUAGACAAUUUCCCCUUUUCCCAUAUAUAGAGACAUCAGAUUGGUUUGCAUAUGUUAAGAUAUUCUCAUAUUUUGAAAGAUGGAAUAGAUAUAAAUGAAUGUAUAAGGGCCUAAGUAAAAUAUGCCACAUCAAUUUGUUUUAAUAUUUUAGUGUGAUUUGGUCAGUCUAUUAACAGCUCUAUCCAAUUAUAGCUUUUAUGAGCAUAAAUACAACUUGACAACUUCAUUAAAUUCCAUCAAGUUAUGCACAUAGGUUGAACCUGCCUAGAUGUUUUUUCAGUUUUUUGGGUUGUAUCCAACCGGUGGAAUAGAAAAAAGUGAUCACCUUUUUGUCAAAUAAUGACUCAUUACAUUCAAGCACUCUAGUGGCUUAAACCCUUUCUGAGAUUUGCAAUCAGGGUACUUCAGAGCAAGGCUCUCUUGUGCAUAAGUAAAAACACACAUAGAAUGAAGAGAUUCAUCUUGUUUUGUUUUGUUAUAAUAUUUUCUUUCUUGAGAUAAUCUGGGCUUCUUAAGAUUUUGUUCCUGAUUAGGUUCAGGAUUCUGAGUGACAAUACAGUAAGGUGAAAAUUUGGUGACUUGGGAGAAGAAAUUCUGGAAAAUUGUUUUUUUUCUUUUCUUUUAUUGGAGAUGGAAUCUUCCUCUUCUUCGAGUGGAUCAUUAAAGAGAGGGAAGGCAGCGGGUAAUGGCUCACAUGUUGCUAAUUGUUUGGUGGAUGGGUGUAAUGAAGACCUGAGUAAGUGCCGGGAUUAUCAUCGUAGACAUAAGGUGUGUGAGAUCCAUUCUAAGACGGCUAAGGUCAUCGUUGGUGGUCGGGAGCUUCGGUUCUGCCAACAGUGUAGCAGGUUUCAUCCGUUGUCUGAAUUUGAUGAGGGAAAGCGAAGCUGUAGAAAACGGCUUGAUGGUCAUAACAAAAGAAGAAGGAAGCCUCAACCAGACACUUGCAACAACAGUACUUCAACAAUGCUUUAUUCCUCUAGUCCACAAGUAGCAGGUUCAAAGCAACUUCUCCAUUUUGGUGGUUCUCAAAGAUAUGCAAAUGCGGAUGUGCACGAGGAGAUGGUAUACAGCAACCCAUCACAUAUCAAUCAUAUUGACAGCCGAAACAUGUUGCGGGAUCCUUCAUCGCAUGACUACAAAGAACCAAACCGGUUUCCUUUCUUGCAAGGUGGGGACCACGCUUUCCCCGAAGCUACAGUUUCCCAAAGGGUAUUCCCGGGUGGGUUCGACCAAACCAAUGGCAGUUGUGAUGGUGCUCUCUCUCUUCUGUCAUCAGUGCCAGGUGUCACGAGAGAGAUUGGUUUUAGCCACGAAGCGCAGCAGCCAAGUUCUAGCCAACCGCUUGCUCACGGCCUGCACUUCGAUGGUUAUAGCCAAUUCUCUUUUCCUCAAGAAACUGAAACCAAACAUGGCCUCCACUUACCUGAAAUGUUUGAGAAUGCGCCGGAAGGAUCCUCCUCCAGUGGUUCUCAUCAAACACUCACAUUCAGGUGGGAGUGAAAACCUUGGCUUCCACAUAUGUUGGGGUGGUAGAUUGUAUGCAAGUGAUAUUUUCUUACUUUCUACUAUUUUCUUUUUAUGUGGAGUUGAUAUGAGACUCUUUUUCUGGGUACCUUCGUGGCUUGAUUAUUACUCUUAUCUGUCUAGAAAAAAAUCAUGCUACAAACUAAUGACAAAGACUUAUGGGCAAUCAAUUAGGUUUGAUGAAGAUCACUUGAUCAAUUGUUAUGAUGGGUGACUGUAUUCACCCCAAUACCACCAGUGUAAAAAAUCAUUAGUAUAAAUAUUAUAUGAACCAUUAAGGGCCUAUUUGAUGAGACUUGUUUUGUUUAAAUGAUUAAGAGUAUGUUAGUUACACUAAAAUUGGUUGAAUCA
This is a messenger RNA of Cuscuta epithymum, 2369 nucleotides long. Lineage: Eukaryota; Viridiplantae; Streptophyta; Magnoliopsida; Solanales; Convolvulaceae. The record is from the annotation of a GenBank genome assembly.